AUGGAAGGUACGCAUACUCCGUACCUUGGGCAAGAAACGGGGAAAGCAGGAACGGUGGCCCGCCGUGGGAUGUUCCCUGCCCUAUACGGGGAGCAACAAUGUCCCACGAAUAAGGCGCCGUGUCGCAUUUGCAAAUUUCUCGCUGUCACCAUUUUUGCAACUCCAACACUGAAGAUUUCAAAGACGCCCGACAGCGAAUACGUCUCGCAGCAUUGCUCGAAAGGGAGCCAGGGUGGCACGACAGGUCUCGCGGUUUUAGCUUCCGGUGGCAUGUUUCCUAGAGACCUUGACCCUAUUCUUCACUGCAAGGAUAGAGGGACCGAGGAAGUCUUAGGGAGUGUCCCGCUGGGACGGUCGGAAUGGAGACCUGCUUUGGAGCUUAUUCCUGGCAUCGUUCCCGCUGGAGACGCAGGCAGGCCACAAGGCAGGUCGGGAACAUUCGGUUUGCGGCUUGCCCAUCAAUUUUGA
This is a messenger RNA of Colletotrichum lupini, 468 nucleotides long. RefSeq lists its product as uncharacterized. Lineage: Eukaryota; Fungi; Ascomycota; Sordariomycetes; Glomerellales; Glomerellaceae. The coding region runs from base 1 to 468 and encodes 155 amino acids. The record is from RefSeq and is a predicted model, not a curated record. The transcript has 3 exons.